AUGGGAGAACACAAAUCUCGACCAAGCUCCCGACCGGUCUUCACGGAUCCGUGGAAGCCGGGGGCUCCAUUGAAGGGGAUCCAGGACGCGCCGGAUGGCCGGAUUGCCCACACUCUCACUGCGUGCACGAGAUGUCGACAGAGGAAAUCCAGAUGCGAUCCAGGCAUCCCGAGAUGCGAGCCGUGCCAGCGGAGCAAUUCGCGCUGCGUCUACUAUGAUCCGGCCCGGAACAUGCCCAUCCCCCGUACCUACAUUGUCCAGCUCCAGGAAAAGGCCCGCGCGUUGGAACUAGAGAUACACGAAGCAGAGAAAGAGGUCCAGCAUGCCGCUGAUGCCGAACUCAUGGCCCGCGGAGCCGGCCGCAUCAAAUUCACACCGACCGAUGAACCGAGAUAUCUCGGUCCGUCAAGUGGCAUUGCUAUCACCAGAUUGGUAAUGGAACUGGCGAAACAAAACACCGACUCCAAGAGCAUCAAAGACGUCGUUCCCGAAAUGACUGCGCAGGAGAUUCGCGAUAUGUUCACUAAGGAAAGCUCCAAACCGACCUCCAAGGUUUACCCGAUGAUCAGUUCGAUGCCCCAAGAAGAGCUCCCACCGCGAGAACUAACCUACAAACUGAUUGAUUUGUACAUGGUCAGAGGCCAGGCAAUGCUCCCCGUCCUUCAUGAGCCAACAUUUCGACAAGACGCCGAAGAUGUCUUUGUCGGCUCAAAUGAUCCCGUUAAGAACUUUGAAUUGCGCAUGGUCAUUGCAAUCAGUAUGCAAAAGCUGAGCACCGAUUACGCAGGGCUGGCCGACAGUUACUAUCUAGCUGCACUGCCUUUCCUAGAGCCUUCGAUCAAACCCAUGGAUAUAAAAUCAUUGCAAUGCUUAUUACUCAUUGCCCAAUACUCUUUAGUAACGCCAACUAGGACGGCGUCAUACUGGGUGGUUGGCGUGGCCGUGAAACUGGCCCAAGAGCUCGGACUGACAGAGGAAGCCACCAUCACAAAAUCGCCCACGGGCGGACCCCUAAAUGUGCUGGAAGUUGAUUUGCGUCGGCGACUGGCCUGGGUUAUCAUCACGAUGGAAUUUGGUCUUGCCCACAGUCUUGGGCGUACGAAUUCAUUCUGUGUCAGUCACGACCACUUGGAUAUCAACUUUCCCGAGCUGGUCGAUGACCGCUUUAUCACGCCGCAGGGAAUACUGCCUGGUUCAAAGCCCAUUUUGGCGAAAUGCAUUGCGAUUCAUUUCUUUAAGAUGCGCUUGCUGCAAGCCGAAGCGCGGCGGGUUCUUUACUUGAACAAAAGGGAGACCCCUGUCGACCACCAGGACCCCUGGUUUGAACAAUUUGGCGCCAAGUUGGAUCACUGGGUAGCAUCAUGUCCAAAGCAGGAUGGCGGUAGUGGGUUGGGCGAAACCUGGUUUGUUGGUCGAAAAAACACGAUUGUCGUUUUGUUAUAUCGUCCUUCACCACAAAUCCCGGAACCCUCAGCAGAAGCGGCUCGAAAAUGCUACGAUGCCUGUGUGUUCAAUGUUACCAUGCAUAGAGAACAAAUGGCUACCGGGUCGGUGGAUUUAACCUGGGUAUCUACCCAAGCUCUGUUCAUGGCUAUCAGCACUCUCCUCUGGACCUUGUCAUACCCUGAGAUUCGCCAAGAACAUUCUAUCGACGAAGUAAAGAGCUAUCUCCAAAUUGCGCUAGAAGGCGUCAUGAUUUCUGCACAACGGUGGCCGGGUUGCGAGUCGGCUCUCCACCUGUACCAGAGUCUUAUUUCUGCAUGUCUCAAGUCAUACGGCACUACUGAAUCUUUUGUCGUGCAUUCACCGUCUACUCAUCCGUCUCCUGUCUCAACUCAUGAGGCCGUCACUCCUCCUACGAUGUCUAGUCCUUCCUCCAACUCCCACUACUCUGCUCAGACUGUCACCCCCUCCAGUCAAUUUGUUUCUGAUGUGGAUAUCAAAACCUCCCUGUCAAGGGAACACACCCCAGUCUAUUCGCCCGUCCAGAACAUGGCAGUACCAACCUCUCAGUCUCCCUUGAAACAAUCGAAUAUCCAUCCGACCACUUCUUCACCUCUUGCGCAGCCACCGCCUGCUCCCCUCCAUCACCCGUUAUACGAUACCCGGCAGCCCUAUGCUCCAAUGAAUGCCAACUAUUGCGACCCUAAUUUUGACCCGGGCACGCCUUUUAAUUCGUUUCCUUCUGUCGUCACUGGUCUUCCCGGCUGGGAUCCCAAUUACACAGUGGCUACGACAAGGGGAAGCAGCCUGUCUUAUGUUGGAGCCAACGUGGACCCCAUGUUUUGGAUGGGGAAUUUUGGCGACCAGUAUUCACAAUACUCUAACCAGCCGGGCCCAUGGCGUGGGCGGACGCUGAGUCAGGAAGAGCAGGUUGAACUCAUGGAUUCUUUGGCCGAUAAUAUCCCAGAUGUGUCCUCGCUUCUGGUGAACCGCUCGCCUCAGCGCUCCAACACUCUUGGCCCUCAAACACCCACAUCUCCUCCGUUGAUGUCAGUCGGCGCACAGAGCUAUGCCGCCAAUCCCGCCAAUCCACAUACGUCCCCCAGCCACACGACGUCGAACGGUCGACCCCUUUCGUCCCCAUCAUCUACCCCAAUGUCUACACAAACCUCACAGCAGCCGACUGUGAGUGUCACAAAUUCGUUUCCUACGCCGGCCAGCAGUAUCAGUGGGCAUCACCGGAAUGUGACCCCUGCGGAGGAUUCAGACGCUGUCGACAAGUCUUGGGCGCAAGGAACACAGCAUUCCAAUAUGGCUCUGUCGACAGACAUGAUGGAUAUUGAUAAAAAGGAACACAGACGCUCUGAUCACGAUCGAAAUCAGGUACCAGGGGCCACUGACGUGGGAGGCUUGCCGUCGUCUGCAGAUGCUGAUAUGAUGGACGUUGACUCCAAGGUGCCUCGUUUUAUUGCUGACGAUCCAAGUAUCGAUGCUCUGCAGAAAGACCUUGGUACGGCCUUCCAUCUUUGUAAAACUGCCCCUACAAUUACAGGUCCUGAUCCGUCCCUGGAUCUUAUUUCUCUGUAUGGUUUGGGUCCUAUUGGAAGAUCGGUCAUGAGGGCAGACCCCAUAACAGGUGAAAAGAUCAACCGACUUCGCAAGUCAUACGAGGGAAAGUUGAAAGGACUUGGCUUGGCUGGCAGGAACAAGGCCGUGAAAAAUGAGUCACCAGCUGGAGGGCUGAGAGCUUUGACAAUGUGGCCAGAAGAGGAAUGGCGCAACCAAAAGGUGUAUGGCAAGGAGAUCAAGGUUGCAGAUAUUGACUCGGUUCUACAAAAUCUCCAAACGCGGGCGAUGAAGAUGGAACCAGGGUUGUUACCAAACAACGACUACUGGGAAGACGUCUUGGGCCAUGAGAAACCGUCAAAGCAUAUCAGCGUCGACGGAGGUAAGAGGUCUGUAUCGACGCCGAACCCGAAUCGUCCGACGGUGCAAGUGAAUGGUGUCGGUGCGCCAGGAACCACCGACGCAGAGCGUGCGCGCCCAACUCGUGGGAAAAAGCGGCACUAUGACGACAAUUCUUUCAUGGGGUAUGGUGAAGGCUACGUUGAUGAUGAGGAUGAGUCUGCCUUUUAUUCAAACGGUGAAGACCGGAGUGGGAAGAAAAAACGCAAGAAGGUGGAUUCUCCCCGAGCCUUUGCUUUUUAG
Messenger RNA from Talaromyces rugulosus, 3651 nucleotides. RefSeq lists its product as uncharacterized. NCBI's taxonomy places the organism in Eukaryota, Fungi, Ascomycota, Eurotiomycetes, Eurotiales, Trichocomaceae. Bases 1 to 3651 code for a protein of 1216 amino acids. Gene Ontology annotation, cellular component: mediator complex. Gene Ontology annotation, biological process: positive regulation of transcription by RNA polymerase II; DNA-templated transcription. The record is from RefSeq and is a predicted model, not a curated record. Gene Ontology annotation, molecular function: transcription coregulator activity; zinc ion binding; sequence-specific DNA binding. The transcript is spliced from 6 exons.